This is a messenger RNA of Populus nigra (black poplar), 3128 nucleotides long. RefSeq names its product MDIS1-interacting receptor like kinase 2-like. Gene Ontology annotation, molecular function: ATP binding; protein kinase activity; protein binding. The transcript has 2 exons. NCBI's taxonomy places the organism in Eukaryota, Viridiplantae, Streptophyta, Magnoliopsida, Malpighiales, Salicaceae. Gene Ontology annotation, biological process: protein phosphorylation. Bases 22 to 3048 code for a protein of 1008 amino acids. The record is from RefSeq and is a predicted model, not a curated record.
UAGAAAUACCACCAAGGCCAUAUGGCUCCCAAAAUCUUGCUCUUUCUCACACCUUUAUUGCUUUGUUAUGCUGCCUCCAUCACUUCUCCUGCUAAAGGUGAAGGAUUGAAGGAAGCGGAGGCUCUUCUAGAAUGGAAAGCCAACCUCGACAACCAAAGCCAAUCUUUCCUGUCUUCGUGGGCUGGAGACAGCCCUUGCAACUGGUUUGGAAUCAGCUGCGACAAGUCUGGCAGCGUCACCAACUUAAGUCUUCCAGGUUCUAGUUUGUCAGGUACAAUUCAUAAUCUCAGAUUCUCAUCCUUUCCCAAUCUGGUCAAGCUCGACCUUAGCGAAAACUCACUCUACGGGACCAUUCCUUCACAUAUUAGUAAUCUUUCCAAGAUCACUAUCCUUGAUUUGUCAUACAACAAAAUAACCGGAAAUAUUCCAUCUGAAAUUAGCUCACUGAAAAGCCUCACAAAAUUUUCGCUUCUUUCCAACUCCAUGAAUGGCCCCAUCCCUGCGUCUAUAGGAAACUUGAGCAACUUGGAAUAUAUUUAUUUUGACAGGAACAGAUUCUCUGGUCCCAUUCCUGUGGAAGUAGGAAACCUCAGAUCUCUCAUUCACCUUAUGUUGCCUAAUAAUAGUCUCAGUGGCAUAAUACCAGCUUCUAUAGGAAACAUGAGCAACCUGCAAUAUAUUUUCCUAUACAAUAAUGAACUGUCCGGUUCCAUCCCUGCCGAAGUAGGAAACCUGAGAUUUCUCUUUGACAUUAAUUUGCAUGGAAAUCAUCUCACUGGCACAAUACCAGCUUCUAUGGGAAACUUGACAUCAUCUUUUAUCGCUACAAACUUGGCAUCUAAUAAUCUAACAGGUAGAAUUCCUCCAUCUUUAGGAAAUUUAAGAAGCUUAUCUAAGCUUCAUCUUCAGGAAAACUUUUUUUUUGGCCCCAUUCCUCUAGAAUUGAACAAUCUUACACAUUUAAUUUCGUUACAGAUAUAUUCUAAUAGAUUUAGUGGACAUCUACCGCAAGAUGUGUGCCUUGGUGGGUUACUUCAAAAUUUCUCUGCGGCUGAUAAUCAUUUCACUGGAGCUAUCCCAAAAACCUUGAAAAAUUGCUCUAGCCUGAUAAGACUUUUUCUUUAUAACAACCAACUUAGUGACAACAUAUCUGAAGCUUUUGGCACAUACACCCAUCUGAACUAUAUAGAUUUGAGUGAUAAUGAAUUGUACGGGGAACUUUCAUGGAAAUGGCAGCAGUUUCGCAAUCUGACAGCCUUGAGAAUCUCUGGUAACAGAAUCUCUGGUGAAAUUCCAGUUGAGCUUGGAAAGACAACUCAUCUUCAAGCUCUUGAUCUCUCAUCAAAUCAAAUAGUUGGGAGAAUUCCUAAGGAAUUGGGAAAGUUGAAGCUGAUUGAACUUACACUCAAUGAUAACCAACUUUCAGGUGAUAUACCUUUUGAUGUCACAGCGUUAUCUAGUCUUCAAAAGCUUGGCCUGGCUGCAAACAAUUUUAGUGCAAUAAUUCUCAAACAGCUUGGCAAGUGCUCAGAACUGAUAUUCUUGAAUGUGAGCAAGAAUAGAUUCACAGGCAGUAUUCCUGCUGAGAUGGGGCUUUUACAGUCUCUUCAUAGUCUUGAUCUCAGUUGGAAUUCCCUGACAGGAGGCAUAGCACCGGAGCUUGGACACCUGCUGAUGCUAGAGGUAUUGAAACUCUCCCAUAACAUGCUGUCUGGUUUCAUUCCAACCAGUUUUAUUAGAUUGCAAGGCCUCACAGAUGUGGAUGUGUCCUAUAACAAGUUAGAGGGUCCCCUUCCAGAUAUCAAAGCUUUUCGUGAGGCAUCAUUUGAAGCAAUUCGCAACAACACCAACCUCUGUGGCAAUGCUACUGGUUUGGAGGCUUGUGAUGUUCUCAUAAAAAACAGAACUGUGCAUAAAAAGGGCAACAAAGUUGUCCUUCUGAUUGUACUUCCUCUGCUGGGCAGUUUGUUGGUCCUCGUUGGAUGUUUCUUUAUUGUUUGCCAAGGCACAAAGAGGAAAAGGUUAUAUGAAGCACAGAGCAAAAAUGUUAUCGCAAAAUGGAGCCCUGAAUGGGAACUGAAGUAUGAGAACAUCAUAGAGGCUACAGAGGGAUUCAACUCCAAACAUUGCAUUGGUGAAGGAGGGUACGGAGUAGUUUACAAAGCUGUGCUUCCAACAGAACAAGUGCUUGCUGUGAAGAAAUUUCACCAGACACCAGAAGUUGAGAAGAUCAGCUUGAGAGCUUUCAGAAGCGAGAUUGAUGUCUUAAUGGGCAUACGGCAUCGAAACAUUGUCAAGCUGUAUGGUUUCUGCUCACAUGCCAAACACUCAUUCUUGGUAUAUGAAUUUGUGGAAAGGGGAAGCUUAAGGAAUGUACUGAAGAACGAGGAACAAGCAGAAGAGAUGGAUUGGGUUAAAAGGCUAAAUCUUGUCAAAGGGGUGGCCAAUGCUUUAUCCUACAUGCACCAUGAUUGCUCACCUCCGAUAAUUCAUCGAGACAUUUCAAGCAACAAUGUUCUCUUGGAUUCGGAAUAUGAGGCUCAUGUCUCUGACUUUGGCUCGGCUAGGCUCUUAAUGCCUGACUCAUCGAAUUGGACAUUAUUUGCUGGCACCUACGGCUACACAGCUCCAGAGUUGGCCUACACAAUGAAAGUGGACGAAAAAUGUGACGUCUAUAGCUUUGGAGUAGUAGUAUUGGAAGUGAUGUUGGGAAGGCAUCCGGGAAAUUUCAUCUCAUCUCUGAUGUCAUUGGCCGCCUCCUCCUCCUCCUCCUCCUCCUCCUCACCAUCUCCAUCACCAUCAGUCGGUGGCAAUACGCUCUUGAAGGAUGUUUUAGACCAGCGCCUCCCACCACCUGAAGAUAAACUUGCAGGGGGUGUGGCCAGUGUCGUAAAACUAGCACUUUCUUGCUUGUGUAGUGAUCCCCGAUUUCGGCCAACAAUGCGACAGGUCUCUUCAGAGAUUACAACUCUUCGGCCUUCAUUGCCAAAGCCAUUCUCCACGAUAGAAUUGAAUGAUGUAUUGCAUGACGGAAUUGCUAUUGGUUGAACUUUUACUGUCUUCUUUCCUCAAUUGUGUGAAACAAUCGGUUAUGAAAAAUGCAAGUAUUCAAUGAUCAAGUCAUCAAA